AUGUCCAAGCAAGCUGGUGCUUCAAAAUAUCGACAGUAUUCACCAUCAAAGGUGGCUACUGCGGUCUCCAUGGUUGAGAGUGGAGCUAUGACAAAGCGGAAAGUUGCAAUAACUUAUGGUAUCCCAAGAACAAACUUCCAUGUCACUGGAACAUGGUGGGGAGGAAAAGCACCCCUUGGUGCAAAGCCCGGGAAGCCAUGCGUACUCACGGAGGCUGAGGAAGUUGUUUUGGUAGAUUACGUCAAACUCAUGUCGUCUAUUGGCUAUCCCCUGAAACGUCAAGAACUUUGUUAUGAAGUAAAGAAGGUCCUUGACCAUGAUGGCCGAAAAACGCCGUUUAAGGACAAUCUCCCGGGUAAACGCUGGUAUCAGUUAUUUACCAAAAGACACACAGACUUAAGUGAACGCUCUGCCAUGGCAUUAGGCCACCAGAGGUCGCAUAUAAACUUUGAAAUGAUUGACGGUUGGUUCAACGGAUUAAAGUCGUUCUUGAAACAAGAAGUGCCCGACUGGGAAUCCCUCUUGCAAGACCCCAGAAGAAUCUUUAAUGCCGAUAAAAGUGGGUCCCCUUUGUCUGUGACAAGUGGUAAAGUGUUGACCGAAAAAGGGGUUCGGCAUGUGUAUCAAGUGUGUACAAGUAACAAAACCCAAAUAACCGUACUUGUGUGCUUUAACGCCAUAGGAAAUUAUGUGCCGCCCCUGAUAGUCUACCCCGGUGAGAGUUUCCGUGACUCUGGAAUCCACGAGUUUGAUGAAGCUAUAUACGGUCAUACGAGUAGUGGAUGGAUGGAUUCCGAACUUUUUGUAUCUUUUCUCAAGCACUUUAAUGAUUUUGUUGUCGACAUAAGCAUUCCAAAACCUGUGAUGUUUCUGGUUGACGGCCACUCAACACAUAUGUCGCUUGCUGCUGCACAUUUCUGCUUCACAAACGACAUUAUUCUAUACUGCCUCCUAGAGAAUGCAACUCACGUGCUUCAGCUAUGCGACGUUGGGUUCUUCUCACCCAUGAAGGCCGCGUGGAAAAAGGAAGUAAACAACUGGCAACUUGAGAAUCUUGGUCAAGCCCUUACGAAAAAACAAUUUCCCGGGGUUUUUAAGAAUGCAUGGCUUAAAGUCGCAAAGCUCGAAAAUGCUGUUCAUGGAUUCCAGAAAUGCGGACUGUUUCCACUCAAUCCAAGAAACAUCGAUUUAACCAAAUUAAACCCAUCGAAAGCCAUCACUCGUGUGACGGGAAGUGGUGAUAACCCCAGUGCUCAUCAAGGUGUCACUAGCACUCAACCCACCGAAACUUGUGUUGAAGAUAAAUCAACCGAUGUUGAUCAACUAGACAAAUCAACCGUGGAAGUUAGCACCUGCAACCAAAUCACUACUGCCGUCGAAGACAAGACGCCUAAUGAAUUGAGUACCAGCAGCGUGAUUAACACUGUCUCUGGUGAUCAACUCAUUGCUGAUCAAGGCACAAGCAGACAAACUACCACAGCUUCAGGUGACAGUAGCCGAAGGGAAAUUCAAAGCAUGUCAUGUGUCACACAGACCAGGGAACAAACUAUAUCAAAAUCUUUUUCUCUUUUACAUGUGCCUGAAAUAAAGAAAAAACGGUCAGCAAAUACAGUGCGAAAUAAGCUCCCAAAGGCGUUAUCAGGUAAAGAGGCCCUGAAGAUAUUGCUGGAAAAAGAAGACGCAAAACGGGCCGAGGAAUUUGCCAAACAAAAACGAAAAGAAGAUAGGUUAGCAAAAAAAGCUCAGAAGCUCGAAGAAAAAGAACAAAAAAGAAUCCAACGGGAAGAGACUAAAAGGAAGAAGAAGCAAGCACAGUUAGAGAAACUAGCGGCUGUGCAAUCAAAGAAACGCAAAACUACAGAAUCUUCAUCUUCUGAAUCUGAUGUAAGAGAGGACGCCCCUAAUUUGAUAGAUUCAGACGAUGAAUAUAAUGAAGAACUAACCUGUCCGGGUUGUAUGUCGGAUGAAGGCAGCCAAGAGGAGUGGAUACAAUGCAAGGCCUGUCAACCCCGGUGGCACAUCACGUGCACUGGUGAUGCAGUAUUGUUUGAGAUACCGGCUGAACACAUUCAGAAUUAUCCAUUCCACUGUGAAUUUUGCGUGUAA
This is a messenger RNA of Mercenaria mercenaria, 2106 nucleotides long. RefSeq lists its product as uncharacterized. Gene Ontology annotation, cellular component: nucleus. The coding region runs from base 1 to 2106 and encodes 701 amino acids. Gene Ontology annotation, molecular function: DNA binding. Lineage: Eukaryota; Metazoa; Mollusca; Bivalvia; Venerida; Veneridae. The transcript has 2 exons. The record is from RefSeq and is a predicted model, not a curated record.